This is a messenger RNA of Oncorhynchus mykiss (rainbow trout), 5510 nucleotides long. RefSeq names its product WASH complex subunit 2C (gene washc2c). Gene Ontology annotation, molecular function: phosphatidylinositol phosphate binding; retromer complex binding. Gene Ontology annotation, cellular component: early endosome; WASH complex. Lineage: Eukaryota; Metazoa; Chordata; Actinopteri; Salmoniformes; Salmonidae. Gene Ontology annotation, biological process: protein localization to endosome; retrograde transport, endosome to Golgi. The record is from RefSeq and is a predicted model, not a curated record.
UGGCUACGUGGCUGUUGUGUAUUAUUGACAUCCAACAUAAUGUAUUGAUCACGUUAGAGAAUGUUAUGUGGUAUUGCGUUGGUGUUACCCCGCCACAUUAGUCAGGUGACUGCGGUCAGCUGAUUGUCUCCAGACAGACAGAACAUGGCCGACCUGUCAGAAGCCCAAUGAGGAAACGGUCGAGUUUAGCAUAAUCGAUUCUCUUUUCACGUCGUUUGGUUUGGGCUCAUAUUUUACUAUCGUGGACAACAUUUGCCAACAGUAACUAAGAUGAGCGGGUUGCCAGAUGGCAUGGCGAAUGUCCCCAGCCAGAGCAACCACGCCGGAGAGGAUGGCCAGGUGUGGGAGAGACCCUGGACCCUGGAAGAAAUGCGACAGACCAGCGCCAACUGGUCCCUGGCUGCAGACUCAGGGCUCUUCCUGUUCCUGCAAGACUUCUCCCAGAGAAUGCUGUCAAAGACUCAUGAGAUAGAGAAGCAGCUGGAUGGACUGAUCAGGGACACGAAGGCCACAGACUGUUGCCUGCAUACUGUCUUCAACGACUUCCUCAUGCUCUCCAACACACAGUUCAUUGAAAACAGAGUGUAUGAUGAGGAGGUGGAGGAGCCAGUGCCAAAGGCUGAGGCCUUGGAGAGACAACCUGAACUGGAAAAGACUCGUGAGCAGAAGGAAGCUGAGCUUAUCCCUAAGGUCCAGGAAGCAGUGAACUUUGGUCUGAGGGUGCUAGACUCUGCCUUUGAACAAUUGGACAUCAAAGCAGGAAACUCUGACUCGGAGGACGAGGAGGCCACAGACAGAGUGGAGCCAAUACUAGAGCCCAAGGACCUGUAUGUGGACAGGCCUUUACCGUAUCUUAUUGGCUCUCAACUUUUUAUGGAGCAAGACGACGUAGGACUGGGAGACCUUUCCAGUGAAGAAAUAUCAAUCGACAGCGAUCGGGACAGUGUUAUCGACAGCGAAGAUGGCAAAGAUGCUGAUCAGUCAGACGAAGACUUUGACCAGGACGAGGAGGGGCCAAGCAGCAUUAAGAAGAAGUCGUCCAUGUUGAGUGAUGACGACGAGGGGGAAGAAUCAGACAUAUUCGGAGAAUCGGACAAAGAUGAUGAUGACGACGACGAUGAUGAGUGCAUAACGAACACAGGACCAUCAUCCUUUGCUGAUGAGCUGGCUGCCAGAAUUAAAGGGGAACCUAUCAGCAAGCCGGAGGGAGAUCGCACAUCAUUAUCGUCUGCCUCUAAGAAGAAGAGUAAAACAAAGAAAGAGCCCAAGACUGAGAGGCCACAGGCUAUUGAAGAUGAAAGUGAGGAGUUGUUUGGGCCGCCGAAGAUGGAGGACGAGGACUUCUCUCCGUUCGGAGGGAAAGGAGGCCUCUUCAGUGGAGGAAGAGGACUGUUUGAUGAUGACGAUGAAGGGGAUCUAUUCUCUGAUGCACCGAAACAGCCUGUAGCAGAGGAGAAGACCAGAAACACAGCUCACGCCACAGAACCUGUCAAGUCUGCUAAGAAGAUUCCUUCAGUGGCUGUGUCAAUAUUCACAGAGAACAGCCUGUUUGGCAUUCCCAAUAACUCUGAUUCAGUGGAGGGCAGAGAGAACGGCAGUCUAGCCAAAUCCAACAAGACCCAGACAUCAGCCCCUAGAAAGACCUCUUUAGGGGGAGGAGGAGGGGGGCUGUUCGAUGAUGAUGAAGAGGAUGACUUCUUCACUGGCAAAAGCCUUAAGAAGUCCAGCUCAGCUGAACAGAAGAAAUCCAAGCAAGAGAAGACGGUGGAUCUGUUUGGAGGAGAUGAUGAGGAUGGUGACAUCUUUGGUGAGAGCUCUGUCGCCCCACCCACUCUACAGAGCAGGAAUGAGGUGGUGGUGGAGGAGGAAGAAGAGGUGAAACAGGCUCCUCAGAAAAAGAUGCCAGCAGGAGGCGUCUCCAUGUUUGGUCCUGGUACCAAGAGCCUACUAACUGAGGCACUGAGGAAACGACAGCCCUCCUCCACCAGCGAAGAGUCAGAGGAGAACGGCCCUCCUCCAGACGUGGUGAAAACCCCGACUAAGCAGACAGAAAAACCCCAGGCGAAGAGUCUGUUCUCUGAUGAUGAGGACUCACAGAUAUUUCAAACCAUCCCUAAGAGUCAGUCUAAACCUGAACCCACAACCCAGAGCAAAGCCAGCAAAGCUCCUCUGUCCAUCUUCGAUGACGAGGAGGAAGAAGAUCUGUUUGCGUCUGCGAAGAAGUCUAAACCAAGCCAAGCUAAAGCUGCCACUCCAAAAGUCAAGAAACCUGUCUCUAGCUCCAUCUUCAGUGAUGAUGAGGACCAGUGGAUGAGCUCCAAGCCUAGUGCUGGUAAGACAGAGGGUAAGACUGGAGGGAUGAAGUCCAGUACUAGUGCCCCAUCUAGUCUACCCAGUGUCAAAGCAGUUCCUAAAGACAGCCUGUUUGAUGAGGAUGAUGAUGAUCUCUUUGCUGCUACCAAGGAGUCGAGUCAGAAGAAGCACCAGAGAGUGUCUCUCCUGUUUGAAGAUGAGGAUGAUGAAGAUAAGGGAUCCCUCUUCGGCUUCAAAUCAAAAGUCACCAACAGCUCUACUACAGCUGACCCUAAAGCAUCUGUUGUAGCCUCCCCAGCCCCCUCGCUGCUCCAGAUAGACAAACCAGAGGUGACUGCACCACCACCUCCCCUAGUGGAGGAGAAACCUACAGAGGAGGAGAGGGUAGCGAAAUACAAGAGUCCUGAGGUGCCAUCCCUGUCCUCUCCACUAGAGGGCAGUGAGAGUAAGAAGAAGCCAGUAGGGGCCGUCAGUCUGUUUGGAGGGAUCAACGUGCUGGGAGACAGACUGGCAGCAGCCAAGCAGACUAAGAGCCCAUUGGGCGACCCGGAUGGUGAUGACUUCCUUUCUGAGGGCCCGCCCCCCAUGGAGAAAGAGGCCAAAACUAAGAAGAACACCCUCAGUCUGUUUGAUGAUGUGGAAGAGGAGGGUGCUGACUGGACUGCCCCUAUCUCCAUACCGACCAAACCAGUUGCCAAAAACACACUAAAGCCUGCGGAGGAGCGUCCUCGUACCAAGAGUAGUACCGGGGUGUUCCAGGAUGAGGAACUGCUCUUCAGUCAGACUCAGCAGAGAGACAACGACCCUGAAGUUGACAUCUUCGCCACACCUGACAAGUCUGUGAGCUCCAGGCCAAGCUCAGUGAAGUCGGCAGCUCCAACACUGUUUGGUGAUGAUGAAGAUGACCUCUUCAGCUCUGUCAAGCCCAAAGCUCCUCCUCCGGUAUCGGAGAAGCCCAGUAAACCCACUAAAGACGAGCCAUCCUCAAAACCUGCUGUCACAGCACCAGUCACAGAGAGUGAGAAGCCGACACCAAGCCCUGUAAAAUCUAAAGAGCCUUCACGGAUUGGAAAACUCCAAGCCAACCUGGUGAUCAACCCUGCUGCCCUCCUGCCCGACGCGUUCUCUCGGAUCCCAGGGGGGGUCAGUGUACUCCCAGGCUUGAGCCGCAGCCCCAGCUCCUCAGGCCCCAGCCCCAGUGCUAGCCUCAGUUCGGCAGGGACCAAGCCCCCCAGCAACAGAGGGGUUAGCUUCGAGAACCCGGUCCAGGUGUCCACGCUACAGAGUGCGAACAAGGGUCGAGCUAAAGGCUCCAUCCGCCGCAGGCCCCAGACCAGGGCAGCACGGCAGACAUCAGCUCAGAGAUCUGUGGAGCAGAGAGACGAGAACCAGGGAGAGGACCAGGCCGGACCCAGCCCAACCUUGCCUAGCCCAGCACUAUCUAACCCAACCCAGCCUAGCCCGGGACUACCUAACCUAUCUCUGCCUAGGUCUAGUCUACCUAACCAAGCCCCAACCUCUGCCUUACCCUCCUCCUCCUUAUCUGCUUCCUUACCCUCCAAACCCCUGCUCACAGAUUUCUCUGUCAGACCAUCAGUGCUAACACUACCAGUGUCAAACACCCCUCUAAAGAAAGACUCUUCUAAGGGUAGCAAGGUGAAGGUGCUGCCUUCUCUUGACGAGGAUGACCUGUUUAGGUCCGACAGCCUCUUUGGGUGUGCCCCUGCCCCAGGUCCCAACCACACCAUCCCCUCACCCAUACUCACCACUCCAUCCCCCAAUCCCACAACAAAGACUACAGAGGGUAAAGUGACGUCAAAGAGUGAGAAGGAGAAAGUGACGACCCCGCAGUCCCUCUUUGACGACCCCAUGGGUGACCUGUUCAAGAAGGUGAAGCCGAGGUCAGCUAAGAAGGCCAAGGCAUCUUCCUUCCUGGAGGAUGAGGAGGAGGAUGAAGAGGAUAUCUUCGGGCUAGGAAAGAACUCCACUCCCACUACUGCUGGUGAUAAAGUCUCUAAGGCUGGGAGCAACUCUACUCCCAAGCAGGACAUCUUCCAGGAUGAAGCAACGGCUCCACUCAAAAAGCAAAAAGAGAAAUCCUUGGAUGCCAGUCUGUUUGAUGACAACGUUGACAUCUUUGCUGAUAUGACGUCCACUUCAAAACCAAAAGAGAAGAAGUCCAAGAAGGUGGAGACUAAAUCAAUAUUUGAUGAUGAUAUGGAUGACAUCUUCUCUCCCAGCACUGUGAAGCCAGUGCCCAAGCAGCCUCCAUCCAAGUCCAAGAAGAACCCUCCCUCCCAGGACACCAGUGCAGCGGAUGACUCAGGCAACAUCUUUGACGACCCUCUCAACGUCCUGGGUGGGAACUGAAUCGUGGACCGUUCCUGAGGAGCUAAAACUUUGGGUGCAUCCCAAAUGGUACCUUAUUCCCUAGAUAGUUCAGUGCACUAUGUGGGGUAUCAGGUGCCAUUUGGUGUCCUAAUUGUACAAUUGUGCUUAAUACCAUGUUGUUUUGGAGGACUGAAACAAGGGUUGGAGAUAUUAAAACUGUUCAUAUAGAGACUAUUUAUAUAAAAACUAUUGAUUGAUCGACAACCUCAGCCGGAAAUUAAAACACAGCAAGAAAUGUUGAAGGUGAUGAUUCUGAUAUACACUUCACAUCUUCAUCUAUGAUUGAUAACAGACAAAAUAACAGUUAAUAAAUGCUAUUUGUCUUUAUUUAAUAUCCAUGAUAGCAGCACUUUAUAAGCAUAUUCUUAGCUGUCAUUAGACCAGCUGAUAAUAAAUAAAUAGUAAAUGAUUUAUAAAUAUAGUUGGAGAGCUCUGUGUUUAAGUUUUGGGCUGUACCAUAUCAUAGUUAUGAAGUCAUUGUUAACCGACUGAUUAUCCUAGCAACAACAAGCAAAUGUUUAUGUUUUUCAAUUAAUAUGAAAUUGUUAAAUUUGUCAACUUUGCUUGUGAUGAAUGACAUUUCAGCUUUUUUAAACUAAAAUAAUGAUAUUUUAUGAAAUUUGAAAUGUGUAUUGUAAGUUUGUUUCAAAGACCUGCAGCACUGCUUUAAAAGCCUUUUGUUAAGAUCGUGAGUAGUGGAAUUAUGAAUGCAGCUGAAAUUAGGAAAAUGGUCUGAAAGAGGAAUGUGUGAUUCUAGAUUUACACGGUUCCUUCCCUUUAAUUAAAAUUAUACUUCUGUGCUUUAA